AUGUCGUCCGCAGCCAGUGCCUUCCGCAUUUCGCGGCCUCUGUUCAGCCAGAAGUUCGCCGCCCAGUCCCGCAAUGCCUUCACCCGCACCACCGGCUUCCGCGCACAGUUCCGCCAGCAGACCGGCCGCCGAUUCCAGAGCACAGCCGCCGGCGCCGAGACGACGCAGCAGAUCAGCUGGUUCAAACGCAUGUGGGACAGCCCCAUCGGACUCAAGACGGUGCACUUCUGGGCACCCGUCAUGAAGUGGGCCCUCGUCAUCGCCGGCAUCGCCGACUUCGCCCGCCCGGCGGAGAAGCUCUCCCUGACGCAGAACGCCGCCCUGACGGCCACCGGCACCAUCUGGACGCGGUGGUGCCUGAUCAUCAAGCCCAAGAACUACCUGCUGGCCGCCGUCAACUUCUUCCUCGCCGGCGUCGGCAUCGUCCAGUGCACCCGCAUCCUGCUGUGGCAGCAGUCGCAGAAGAACAGCCUGCCCGCCGUCGCCGCGGACAUCAAGGAGGACGUCAAGGAGGCCGUCAAGGCAUAG
Molecule: messenger RNA, 528 nt
Organism: Phaeoacremonium minimum UCRPA7
Lineage: Eukaryota; Fungi; Ascomycota; Sordariomycetes; Togniniales; Togniniaceae
Product: putative upf0041 domain protein
Exons: 2
Coding region: 1-528 (175 amino acids)
Biological process (GO): pyruvate import into mitochondria
Cellular component (GO): mitochondrial inner membrane
Molecular function (GO): pyruvate transmembrane transporter activity
Source: RefSeq, a predicted model, not a curated record